Molecule: messenger RNA, 836 nt
Organism: Onthophagus taurus
Lineage: Eukaryota; Metazoa; Arthropoda; Insecta; Coleoptera; Scarabaeidae
Source: RefSeq, a predicted model, not a curated record
UUAACUUAAGCCGCUAAUUGUGCUCCGUAUCCAAAUCGUCUACAAGACAAGUAAUAGUAAACCGUAACAUUCCCCUUCUAUCAUGGUAUAAAAGACUUUAGGCGCGGUCUGGAAGGCAUCAGUAGCUCACUUCUCUCGUUCUCAAACAGUUCACUUGAGAAAAUCAUUUACCAUGCACAUUGCCAAAUCCUUCUUAAUCCUUGCUUUGGUGGUUUUUGGACCAACAUUUGCCGAGCUUGGUGAAGAUGGUGACCAUGGUUGGCAUGGUAGUUCUUCCGGGGAAGAUUUCGGGGGCGACGAUCAUGGGGGUGAUCACGGAUUGAAUGGUUUAGGAGGUGGUGAACACCUUCAGGACGAACACAUCCACAUCCCCGUCAAAACAGUCGAACAACCUCAUCACAUUCACGUUCCAGUCAUCAAGAAAAUAGAGGUUCCUGUUCCACAUCCAGUUGGCGUUCAAGUUCCACAAGUUAUCAAAAUCCCAGUUCCACAACCCUACCCAGUUCAUGUAAACGUACCGCAACCAAUCCCAGUAACCAUUUACAAGUUGGUUCCACAAGAAAUUGAGAAAAGAGUACCAAUUACCGUUGAAAAACCAGUACCGUAUCCAGUUGAAAAAGAAGUCAAAAUUGAAAUUGAAAAGCACCAUCCUGUAUAUAUUUCGAAACCAUAUCCAGUUCAUGUUCCUGUUUACAAACACAUUCAUAAAGUACCAUCGAAAUGGUAAAGGAAUUUUUUAGGAACCUAAACUAGUCAUAGUUUGAAAAAAAGAUUGUUGAUGAUUGUUGUUUUUGUUUUUUUUUUGUUUUAUUGUUGAUUAAUGAUAAGUUUUGAUA